CUGAGCUGCCUUUCCUGAUUUCCGCUCCUUUGAGAUGACUGACCUUACCAGAAGACGGCGCACCGCCCAGCAAAUCCUCCUGCGACGAGCUUUGAGCAAAAGCGUUGGCAGGUGCCAGGCUGCCACUGAAUUGGUCCCGAACAAGGGUGGCAUCGUGGUACCUCCUUCUCUGACCAGAGAACCUCAACUGCUUAAUCAAAUUAGGGAGAGAUCGUCGUCGAGAGCGGUAAAGAAAGUGCACAGGUUUUUGGCAGCUAAUCCUUUUAGGAUUUUGCAAGAGCGGAAGGCGGCAGGGAAACUAUCAGGAUGUGUGCUUCAGAGGAAAGACUCACUUUCCUGGAGAAAACUGAAGCCAAGUGACGCUGACCCAACCAUCAGUGGUCACAAUCUUAAAAUCAAUGAACGUUCUAGGGGCAGCACAAGAUCUCGACAUAGUUCCUCUACUUAUCCAUCUACUUGGCAGCUGAAUGUGAGUAGAGCCAAAGAGGAACUUCAAGAUAAUUCUCAAGGAUCUCUGGAGGAGAUCAUCAAUUGUUCGAUUCUAAAUCGAACACCCUAUGAUCACCAGCUUAGUAUGCCCCUCAAGUCGGAUAAUUCGUGCCAAUGCACUAUCAAUAAGAAAUCACGACGAAGGGGUAGGAAAACCAAAACAGUUUCUGUGGCUCAGGCCCAGACCCAGACAAUCAGAGAAAGCGGGAAAAAAAGAAGCUUAAGCAAAAGCAGUGAAGUAAGUGUGCAGUUCCAGAGAUUAAAGCAGAGGGUGUACAGCGGCGAGGAAUUCAGUCAAGAGCGAAAGAUUUGCAUAUCACCAUCUAAAAUCAGCGGCAACUCUAAGGUGUCUUUCAAGUGUGCGAAAACUUGCCCCGGCAAAUCCUAUAAAAAUUUUGGAGGUUACAGUCCUUCGGAAACGGAUAUCGAAACAGAAGCGGAAUACCAUCCGAAUCUGCAAGGUCCAUCUGCUUAUCUAAAUAAAAUAGAGGAGAUAAGCAAACCUGCAUCAAAUGUUGAUAUGAAGUGGAGCCAUAACAUGCCUAGCAAAACGGAAAUCCAACAAUCUAUGGCCAGAGGUAGUCAAGAAAGCGAACGUAUGUAUAAAGAUCAAGAUUGGGAAAUUCAAAGAAAGAUAGCCAAAUGUUAUUGUACAAAUGCACGAACAAAGGAAAACCAAGCUAGAAGUGGUGGAGUCAAAGAUAUUAAAUCUAUAAGACAUGGUGAACUUCAACAGAGUAUACCAAGAAUCGGAUCCGAAAACAGACGCAUGAAUAAUCCAAACUUUCAUGAUAAUGAUCAGAAAUUUCAGAGAAAAUACUCAAAUUGUUUUUGCACGAAUCCACGGAGGAGAGAUAACUUAGUUGAAAAUGCCAGAGCACAAGAAACAAUGUCAAAGAAAAGUAGUGUUGAUAAUUCAUUUAAUUCUUUAAAUGGAUAUUCAAUGCAAUCGGAAUCUUCGCAAGUUAGCUUAUCAACUUCUGAACAAUUUGCUUAUGAAGCUAGUGAAGAUAAUUUUAGCCAUGAUGAAUUUAGAGCACAAAAUGCUUAUCAAAGUAAUGUUUAUCAAACGAACGAAUAUUCAACUAAAUCAGGUCCUUCCGUUAAAAGCAUAAUAUACUAUUCUGAUGAUUCAGAUAGUCAAGAAACAAAACGUGAAGGUCAAACCAAUAACAAUCAGAUGGUUAAUGCAUCCUCCAAGUCCAAAUCUUUUUUAAAUCGGGAAUUAAGACAAGCUAAAGCCUCAAAGCGACCACCUAAAAGAGGUACUCAAAGUUUUAAUACUGAGGAAUCAUCUCCAGGAUUCUUGCAAAUGAGAACCAGACAAGAAAUAAAUAGUGGUGGUGUCAUGCGCACUGAGGCCAUUACGCAGACAUCUGAAUUAUUAAUAUCAAAAAGAAUAUAUGCAAGCUCCGACAACUCUCAGGGAAUGCCUUCAAAUAAAGCCAACCAGGUUGAAGAAUCGAAUCAAGGGCUAAAAAAUUCAGUAAAACCAAAUCAAGAUAAUUUCAAGCAAGCUAAAACAGAUAAAACAAAAUUAAUGUCCAAACAAAAUCAAGAUAUGGAGGUUCAAGAACAAAGUAAAGUAUUGAAACUAGUACAAUCCAACUCACUAAUAAUUGAUUCAGACAUAGGGCAAUACCAAUUAGUACAAUCUAACUCGGUAGAACUUAAAUCGCUCCCAGAAUUUGUUCCAAAAACUAAAAAGGCAAACCCUACUCGGAAACGAAGAAGUAGUCGAUCUUGCUGUCGUUGCUGCAGUCGAUGUAGUACUCGGAAAAGAUCUUUAAAAAAGCCUGUCAUUUCUGAAAAAACAAAAAAACGGGUGUGCGAAAAUUGUGAAUGCAAUCCUACAGUUGAUAAGAAUCAAAAGGUAAUCGGAGGAAUGCCCAAUAGUGGCAAAUGUAACGUGAGGGAAAUAUUAGACAUUUUGCAAAAAACUUUGGCAGGACUGGAAAAACAAAUAAAUAUAAAAAAGGGAUGUAAAGGCUCGAAUAAAAAAAAAACAGUUAAAAGUACGAAACCAAAAAGCAGCAAAGGACAUGCUCAACACAACAAGAUUCCAAAUCAAUAUGUUAAUCAAGUCGGUACCCAAAAUAUCCCUUACAAGCAAGGUAAUUCUCUUUCAGACCACGAUCAGCCUUUAGAUACUUUUCAAAAUCAUCCCUACCUACACAAUAAAACUGUUCCUGCCAAUGUUGGAGCACCAACGAAUAUAUAUCAAACUAAUGCUUAUGGAACAGCAGGUCCCGCCAAUGUUGAAAACCCAUCGAACAUAUAUCGAAGUAAUUCAAAUACAAAUUUACCGAAUUCUCCUUUUUAUAAAAAUUCAGCAAGUCCAAAAAACGUUGGAGAAAAUAUUCAUCAAAACAACACAAUUCAAAGGACAGCCCUGCCCGAAAAUGAUCCUUUAAAAAAUGGAUCCAAUCCAGCUCCUGUUGAGGUGCCUUUUAAAAAUGAAAGAAUAACUAGAAGUACUGAAAAUAGUUAUCGAAAUCAGGAAACCUUGAACGAACCCAUUAAAUAUAUAAAUGAACCCCAUGAACAAAGCAAUUACUCAAAAGAGGAUUAUAACAAUCAAAUAUUAAGUCAAUCCUUUAAUCAAACAUACACAACUCCUCAAUGCAUUAGAAACAAUCCUCAAAUGGAUGGUUUCCAAGAGAGUGCUUUCGCUAGAACACCAAUGACGGAUUCAGCAUACAACCAGGGUUCAAGAGACACAACAAAUUCUACAAGCCAGAAUUCAAAGAAAAUGUGCAAAGGUCCAGAAUGCUGUCCAUAUCGAAGUCUUUAUAAAGUAGACGAUGGCUUAAUAAAUCGAGGGGUUGUUACCUUUCAAGACUGCGAAAAAAUCUGCAAAGAAAGCUCUAGCCCCAAUGACGUGCCCAAUAAGGGAACAACAAAUCAAGGACCUUUACAAAUAUGCACAAAUUUUGCUUACCCGGAAAAUUUAAAACAGUUCAGUUCGUGGGCUAAUCAGACCAACUCUAUUUCAAACAAAGCUCCAUCCUAUCCAACGGGAAAUGAUUCGCCCAGGAUCAAUCCUGAGUGUGCAUGUGGUUAUGAGCAAAAGGAGAAAGAAAAAGUAUGCAAUGGUCCCGAGUAUUGUCCGUAUCAAAGUAGAUUUAGGGCAGAUGUCGCACCAAACAGUCGCGGGGGAGUUACUUUCCAGGACUGCGACAAAUCCUGUAUAGAAAUGUCAGGAAGAAAUUAUGAGGAUCCGGUAAAAGUAUGCGAAAAUUACCCUAUCCCAGAAACUAUACUAUAUUUAAAGUCAUGGGAUAAUUCAAUUUACCCCAUUUUGAACAGGACUCAAGUUUUGCGAAAGAAAAAUGCCAUAACAGAGUGCGAUCCAGAAUGCUUUUUUGAACAAAAGCAGCGGCAAGUUCCUUUUCAAAAGGGUGGCACGGCUGAUAACUAUAAAGACUUUUGUGAAAAUCCCUAUUGCCCAGAAAACAAUUCAUUUAAAAAUGUUUCAAGAUCUGAGAGGGGACAAACUUGUCAAGAACUUAGGAGCUCUAAGUGGGAGAAUUCAAACCGUCCAGAAAACGAAUUAGUUUACAGGACUUUCACUCAUUACCAUCAGGAAGAACCACUUUAUCAAGAAGAACUGCAUGAAUCUCCUGAAAGACAAGUUAUUUGUGAACUUGGAUCCGAAGAAGACUCCAAUUAUUCAGAUGCUCAACAAUGCUUUAAUAGCUCCAGCUAUAUAAAACGGUCUUACUCAACAGAAGAGUGCUCACCAAACUGUCCUACAAUACCAAAGAUGUCAAAUCAAGAUGAUAAAAGGAAAGAAAGUCCCCGAAUUACUAAAGUUUCUACUUCCCGAAGAAGCCGGAAUUCAGAUCGAGUUACAAAUAAUAGAUUACAUGGGGCUCCCAAAAAAGACAAUUUGUGCAACAAUUCUCAAUUUGAAAAUGGAAUUUUUUCAGACAAAAAAAAAACAUAUAGAUAUAAUGAAAGGCAACCAAAAGUAGGGGACGAAGAUGUUUUAGAUAUAUGCCCGCAAGAAUGUCUCAAUCAAGGCUCCUUUAACUAUCUCAAAAGUCGUUAUAAGCAAUUAGCUUUGGAAAUUGUCGAUAAUUGCAAAUGCCCAGAUGGAUUAAAUAGAGUUUCCAGUAAAGAUAAUUUAGGAAAAAAUUCGCAAUGGCUCGAAAAAAGAAAAAAGUACAAAACUGAAAGGUAUGAAGAACCUGAUAUCAAAGUUUGUGAGAACCCAAACUGCAUCAACCAAAACCGUGUGAUUAGGGAUCAAAAUAAAUAUCCAACUUAUGCCGACAACUCUUAUAGAGCCGGACCUAAAAGAAAAUACGAUAAACAAUUGUGUGAAAAUCCAAAAUGUCCUGAUAAAAAAAGUAUAUAUAUUGCACGGAACGAAACUGGAUAUAUGAAUGUAACCUCGCAUAGAGUCCGUUCUGAAAGAAAGUCAUCGUACAAGGAAAGCAAACCAAUCGCUCAGGGAAAAAUUCCAAGUGAUAUUUCUUAUGAUCCCAACUGUCUAGAACGGAAUGUUGAAUACAAGGACAUUCAGUCUGAGGAAGAUUCAGACUCGUGUCCUGAUGAUUGUUGUAAUUGCCAACGUUAUCUUUCUAUCACCGAUAGAAGUAAUCGUGUAAAACAAGAAGAUAAUGAAUUUAAGGCCUGCGUUAAUCAAAAAUGCCCAGAUAGAUUAAAUACUGUGGAUCAAAACAAGUAUUAUAGAAAAAAUGGAUAUGAAAAACAAGUUCAUGGAAUUCCAGAUUGCCCUGGUGAAACAAAUGAAAAUGGGAAUGCAGCCUAUGGCCAUAAUAGGGUGUGCUCUGAAAAAAAUUCAACAAAAAUGGAACAAAAAUCAAUGGAUCUAGAUGAACCGUAUUUAUGCUCUGUAGAUUGCCCCAAUCGUCAAAGAGUUCUCUUCACCGAUCUUCGUCGAUUUAAAAUAAAACAAAGAAAUACAAGUCGUCAAAACAGUGGAAGAUCAGAUGAAUAUGCAGACGGUAAGAUCGUAGCAAAGGCCUGCAAUAAAUGUAAGAGAUAUGUCCCUCUUGAAAGCGAUCGUCAGGCAAUCAAGAAAUAUUGUAGACCCUGUAAAACUAAAGUAAAAAGAAACACCGGAUCGGUAGAAAACAUAAUGGUAUGCAUUAGCCCUGGUAAGCAAGCACCUAUUUUUGUUAAAAAUAGGCCUAAUCCACUUGUAAUAAACCCCAUUUUGAAUAGCUACGACAAGCAUAUUUUGAAAAAUUUUCAAAAAUUCAAAGCAGAAAAAAAUAUACGACGGAAAUGUUCUGAAGGUUGCCCUUUUAUUGGUCAUAUCGAAGAUGAAAUCCCAUUAAAAAACCACUCGUCCAGCUCUAGAGAUAAAAAAGCUCCUCAAGAAAAGCCCAGUCCGUGUUAUUGUGAAAGUGAAGAAUUGAUAGAGUACAAAGAUCAAAAAAUAAACAAAUCCAAAAUUUCAUUUAUUACUUGUGAAAAAUCACCGAAAAAUGAAAGCAAAUCAAAGACAAAUUUUGAGUCACCUUCUCGGGAGAAGGAACCCAGCCCUAUGGGAAAUAAUAAAUCGAGUGGAUUUAGCUGUCUUAAGCAAACGGAAAAAUAUUCCCAAGAAAAGUCGAAGCCAAACGAGAAAACUCCAUCAAAAUCAAGUGGAUUUGCAUGUUUUAAGCAAAAAGACCAAAAAAUCCCAGAAAAGAACAAACCAAUCGAGAAAUCCCAUUCAAAAUCUAGUGGAUUUCUAAGUUUUAAGCAAAAGGGAAAAAAUCAACAAGAAAAGCCCAAACCAAAUAAGGAAACACCUUCAUCAAAAUCUAGUGGAUUUCUUUGUUUUAAAAAAAAAGAAAAGCCUCCUCAAGAAAAUAAACCUGAAAUGAAUAAAAAAUCAGAAUAUGGAAUUAUUGAAAAGCCAUCAGGUCCAGGGGUCCAAUACAGGAAAAAAAAGGACAAGGAAAAUAAUGCAAAAAUCAAAAUAGAAGAAAGAAAUAAGAAAUCCUCGAAGCGUAGCGGAUUUUUCAGUUGGUGCAAGAAACAUCAGACUGCCAAGGAGUCUAGUCGAAAAGUUGAGAAAGUUCCCUCGAAUAUAACAUGUACUUGUAGUAAAUAUGCCCAACCAAAAGAUCAAGAGAUACCCAUGCUUAAAUCUGAAAUGCCUUUUCGCUGUCCAUGUGCUCCCGAAGAUAUCGAGGACGGCGAGGUUAAGGUCCUAUAUGACUCCAGUUUCCGUUUCCAAAAAGAAAGUAGCAGCUGUGCCGAGGUUGCGAAAAAAGUAUAUUGCCAUAAUAAUCCACAACAACCUGCGCAAGAUACUUCAGAUUGGUAUGAAUCAUCGCGUGCAACUUCAACAAUAUCCUGCCGCCAAAAGUUCGGGGAUCAGGAGACCACAUACUGUCCAUGUGCCAGUGCCAAUGGAUUCUACAAAAUUGUGCGGUAACUAUGAUUGGGAGUUUCAACAAAAAUACCAACAUUUUUGGAAAGCUCCCAAUCAUAAGUACCCAAAGUAGGCAAUUCAAACGAGUGGAAAACGUACAGUUAAAUCAAUGCCAAGGAUUCAAAAUAUCAUAAUCGAAUAACUGUUUUAAAACCCAAUUAAUUCUAGUAAGAUUGCUGACCAUCAAACUUAUUCCAGUUAAAAAAAUUAAAUUCUAGAUAAAGAAUAAAAACCGGUUUUCUUUUAAA
Messenger RNA from Drosophila rhopaloa, 7137 nucleotides. RefSeq lists its product as uncharacterized. The record is from RefSeq and is a predicted model, not a curated record. The transcript is spliced from 3 exons. NCBI's taxonomy places the organism in Eukaryota, Metazoa, Arthropoda, Insecta, Diptera, Drosophilidae. The coding region runs from base 35 to 6892 and encodes 2285 amino acids.